GUGAAGGCAGUAAACUUGGAGACAUACCAUCAACUCGAUAUCCGCCUAGUCGAACGGAACUUGAAAACCAGCUUGCUUACAAUAAGCGUAUACAACGUGAUUUAAAACAAUCCAAUAAAGAUAAAGAGAAACUCUCCAAGCAUAUCUACCAGCUUAUAGUGGAGGUUAAGCGAUUGAGCUCAGAGUUAGAUACUUUAAUAUCUCAGAUUACCUGCAAAGAUAUUUCUCUUAAUGAAUCUAAAAUCAAGAUAAAAGAUCUCCAGUCUAAGAUAAAAAUAUUGGAAACAAAACUAUCUUCAACUCAGAAUGAAUCAAAGGAAAUUACAGCACUUCAGUCUAUGAAAAAAAUAUUAGAAG
Molecule: messenger RNA, 357 nt
Organism: Paraglomus brasilianum
Lineage: Eukaryota; Fungi; Glomeromycota; Glomeromycetes; Paraglomerales; Paraglomeraceae
Source: the annotation of a GenBank genome assembly